Molecule: messenger RNA, 2224 nt
Organism: Procambarus clarkii (red swamp crayfish)
Lineage: Eukaryota; Metazoa; Arthropoda; Malacostraca; Decapoda; Cambaridae
Gene: mRpL2
Product: mitochondrial ribosomal protein L2
Biological process (GO): mitochondrial translation
Cellular component (GO): mitochondrial large ribosomal subunit; ribosome
Molecular function (GO): RNA binding; structural constituent of ribosome
Source: RefSeq, a predicted model, not a curated record
UACGGGCUCACCAUAGCCCGUGCUACUUAGAACUUUUUGUUCCAGGUAGCGAAUCUUUAACAACAACAACAGCUACUUGUAGCCCAAUGUGGCAACAUCGGCGUGAGCCACCACGACCAGCUGACUCCCUCCACGGCUUUGUUGACAUGAUUAGUAAGGUAGUUAUGAUGCAGCACUGAAGUAGUAGAAAUAAAUCAGAUUAUCCAUUAUUCCUGUUGCCUGACAUAAAAUAAAAUAUCGUGUGAGUCAAGAUGGCAAGUGUGAGGGCUGUGAGUGCCUUAUGUCGGGAAAUGGGAGCCAUCACUCUAAAUUCAAGAAUGAUUUUGGCAACUACAGUAUUUGCUCCAAACUCACUCCAGCAGGUUAGGGGUUUCAAGAUCCGCCAUGUCAACAUGCCUGCACCUGGUGAUCGUAAAAAUUACCGCUACAAAGUACACUUCCCAGAGGAUGGACAAUAUACUAUUAAGCAUCUCAAAACUACUAAGCUAGGGGGACGUGAUCCUGAAACAGGUCGUAUCAUUGUGGGAACAUUGGGAGGUGGAGCAAAAAGAAAUUAUCGCUGGAUUGACUGGUUUAGGACCGGCCCCAAAGAUGGUACCUUUCUGGAAGAACGGGUUAUAAGUGUCUUGUAUGAUCCCAACCGUUCAGCUCGUAUUGCUCUUGUAGGAUGUGGAACUAAUUUAAGGUACAUUAUUGCCACUGAAAACAUGAAGAGUGGUGACCUUAUUAGAACUUCUAGCUACAUCCCUCGCAUUCCUGUGCGGCCAAAAGAAGGGGAUGCCUAUCCUGUGGGAGCUUUGCCAAAUUCAACCCUUGUUAACUGUGUGGAAUGCCAGGUCGGUGAUGGAGCUAGGUUAGUAAAAGCAGCAGGUACGGCAGGGAUAAUUAUGAGGAAGAUAAGCGACAAGGUUAUCGUUCAGCUGCCAACCAAGAGAGAGGUGGCUCUCGAUCCCGAGUGCAUGGUAACUGUUGGUCGGGUGUCUAACAUACUCCAUGGCCAGCAGCAUGUCGGCUCUGCACAGAGGCGACGUUGGCUUGGAAAGCGACCUGCAUCUGGUCUGUGGCAACGGAAGACUGGUUAUCAUGGCCGAAAGAUUCGUCCAUUACCUCCAGUCAAGUUUUAUGGUCCUCUGAAGCCGGAGCCAACCAUUAUGAAAUUUACACUCGACAGUGAAGGCCCAUCUAGACCAAUCAUUCCCCGCACAAAUCGUGUAACAUAAUUAGGACAGACUUGUAAAGUACGGUAAGAUACUUCAUUUUGGUGUGAAUAUUAUCAAGGUACAGUCAUAUUUUGGGAUUACAAUGCAGAGGGGGUUGGAAAGAAUUGGCUAACAAAUUCUUAUUUGUACUGUAUAGUGAACAGCAAUAGUUUCCACUACACAAAGAUGUUUUGAUAGCAUGGCCUGACAAUAUAAAAUACAGUACUGUAUGGGUAUUUUAUUUAAUAUAUUUUAUUUGUCUUUACUAUUCUCGGCAUUUCUAAAUACAGUGAGUAUCUGCUAUGAAAGGCAAAUGUAAUUUUUAUUUUGAAAUUAUUUGAAUAUUUACUUUUUCUUUUUUCAUACUUAGUGUCUUCAAGCAUAUUUAAAAUGCAAUUUAACCAAAUGUAUUAAAGUUUUGCUUAAAAUAUUUUAAGAGAAGCUGAUUAAUCCUUGAAAAUCUACGUAAAAGGCACACGUACAAUAAUGUUUACAAGACCACACACUGUAAAACUGCCACACCUUGUCCAUGUUCUCAGCAAAUGUUGCUACCCAUUUGCAUACUGGCAAGUUGUGUGUGCCAUCCACGUAGCCAGAGAUGGAAAGAUGCCUGACACACUUGGUUUGCCACUAUAGUUGUGUACCAAAGUACAGUAUCACUAAGUCAAUAACCAAGCAAUAACAAUCUGCCACAAAACGACACACUAUGCUUUUGCAUAAACCGUUCUAAAUAAGGGUAUAGUACUGUACUUAUAAAUCCUCAUUCAUAUUAAAAAAUUAACCAAACAAUAGCACCUUUCUCAAAUGACCUGAUUGAAAUUGUUCCUUGUCCUCAUUUUCUGAGGAUUUUGUAACAAAAUAACUAACGGUUUACAAGUGGGCAAAUUUAUAACGUCAGAAUAUGAAAGAUAAUACUUUAAAAAUAAUGUAAAAUAAAAUUUUUACAUAAAUUGUAACUUGCUGUAUUAAGGCACUUCCUCCAAAAAAAGUUGUGUAAAUAGCCAUAAUUAAACUUAAACCAUAAA